Messenger RNA from Parnassius apollo (apollo), 666 nucleotides. The record is from the annotation of a GenBank genome assembly. Lineage: Eukaryota; Metazoa; Arthropoda; Insecta; Lepidoptera; Papilionidae.
AUGUUGGUGACCUAUUUGGAAGCCAGCCGGGACCUAUGCGAGAUGGACUCAAUUCUCUUUGGCGCCGCACUGGAAGUCUGCCGUAUUAUAGGCGCCAAACUUUCCACGGCUGGACGCACUACUGGACAAAGUAGUGCUAUCCCAGCCUGGAGAACAAGAAUUGAAGAACGUAUCGCAAAGGCUAGGGCCCUCAUCGGCAGACUGAUAUGCUUCAGGUCAGGCAAUACCAGGCCAAGGAUUGUACGCACCGUCAGGAUGGCGUUUGCUGGGACAAAUGUUAGUUUGUCCCAGCCGGAUAUAAUGCAAAAACUGACGGAGCGCAUAGACGACCUGAAGCAGAGAAUCGCUGCUUGGGGAAAGCGAAUUCGGCGAUAUACCGAGAAGUCGACACGGUUUAAUCAGAAUCGUCUCUUCCAGAGUGAUCAGAAGAGGCUCUAUAAAUCAUUGGAGCGACCAAUGGUAAGUGGAACGGGCCCAGCACCGAAUCAGGCCGACACGGUCGCAUUCUGGCGCAGCCUGUGGUCAGAGCCCGUAAACCACAACGAGGGCCCUUGGACGGAAGUUGUGGCGAGUAAAUUUACGGAUUUUCUCAGCAAAGUAAAUUUGAGAACUGGACGAGAUAAUUUGGACAGGAUACUUGUCUUAUUCUUCAUCACCAGUCCAUAG